Messenger RNA from Pomacea canaliculata, 2056 nucleotides. RefSeq names its product monocarboxylate transporter 5-like. The record is from RefSeq and is a predicted model, not a curated record. The transcript has 8 exons. NCBI's taxonomy places the organism in Eukaryota, Metazoa, Mollusca, Gastropoda, Architaenioglossa, Ampullariidae. Gene Ontology annotation, molecular function: monocarboxylic acid transmembrane transporter activity. The coding region runs from base 804 to 1913 and encodes 369 amino acids. Gene Ontology annotation, biological process: monocarboxylic acid transport; transmembrane transport.
CUGCCAAAGGUGCGCCUAAUGCAAGGGAGCAAGUACGCUCAAACGGAGUCCAUUGAGAGAACCAGGCUGAUUUGUAGCAAGCAAGUAAGAUGGAUGGCUCUCUAGCAAAUCAAUGGACAAAACAGAAAAUCGGAUGUGGGAGACGUAGACAUUAUACUUUCUGACCCACUUACCACAGAGGUAGGAAAGUACUAACAGUUCCCAAGGGAGACAAGCAGAACAAAAUUUAUGAGGCAAGGGACGUGAUAAGCGCACUUGUUACAAGGCGAGACUGAGAGGAGGCAGCAUGUUCGUCACCUGCUGCUCGUAACAUUGCUUCUCUACCACCAUGGUCAACCUUGAUGACCGCACUGCUACCCGAGGAGCAGUGGAAGGGGAUGGGCGGAGACCUGGUCCUAAGAGUCACGUGGCGCCAGAUACCCGGGGUUUGCCGGUGGACAGAGGCUAUGCGUGGGUCAUCGCUUUUUCAUGCAUGUUCUGCAAUGCCGUGUGCAUGGGUCUACAGCGGGGAAUCGCCAUCCUCUUCGUGGAGUUCAUCUUCAUGUUCCAGAAGUCAGCCAGUGAAACCUCCCUGAUUUUCUCCCUUCAAACGGGAGCCAUGAGUGUGGCGUCUUAUUGACACAGACGGUCCUGGUGUCUUUUCUGGGCGAGCGUCAGCUGGUCUUCGUGGGAGGCCUCAUUGGCGGUGUGGGCUUGACCCUCAGCUUCUUCGCCCCGAGUCUGUACAUGUUGUACAUCACAUCAGUCUCUUUGGCGGCAUCGCCCUUUCUUUGAUCAUAAACCCGACUCUGGUGAUCAUCAACAUGUACUUCAACAAGCGGCGCUCGCUGGCCACCUCCAUAUCUGCUCUGGGGGGCAACAUGGGGGCCAUGGUCUUCCCCAUCUACACCCAGACCCUCAUCUCGGAGCUGGGUGCCCACGGGGCGAUGUUGGUGCUGGGCGCAACGUAUCUGAACGUGCUGGUGGGCGGGAUGCUGCUGAGACCGUUUCAUCUAAACAAGAGGAAGACAAUGAAAGACGAGGAAGCUAUGGCACUGACCCGAGCUGAAGACGAUGGCGAGGCCUUGGACACAGAGAGUGUCUGCAAGACGCCUGGUGCCGGACAGACCACAGCCUACAGUCGCCAGCAGUCUGUGACUGCCACGUCUAGCGACUCCCAGCAUUCCCUCGCCGUCGCGCGCGCCCUCAGCGCACCGGAACUGACUGUGAUGCCACCGGAACUGACGUACAGAUAUCAAAGCGAUUCCCGUGAUACAGAAGGCGAAGAGUUUCCAGUAGACAAACAAGAAGCCGAUGAUAGUUUCCUCUAUGAGCAUUCGCCAGAAAGAAAUGUUGUGAGAAAGGAAACUCAGAUUCUUAACAAUUCGGAACUGUCCAAAGCACCUUCACAAUCUAUGGAAGCGUCUGGGUCAAAGGAGAGAAAGCCAUGCGAAAAGGUCCUCGCCAUCUUUGACAUCAGCCUGUUUAAGCUGCCGCUUUUCUGGCUGGUUAUCGUGUCCUCGUGUUUUUCGAGUAUUGGCAUGGUGAUGAAUAUUUACAUCCCAUCCCUGGCGGAGGAGAAAGGCAUCAGUUCCCAGGAUGCCGCGAUCCUUCUGACCAUCAUAGGCGCGUGUGGCAUGACGUCACGCUUGCUGAUUGGCUACCUAGCCGACCUGAAUCUCAUUCGGCGCUCGACAUUGCUGGCCUUGACCUUGCUCUUCACCGCCAUUCCAGCCUAUUUUGUUCCUCUGUACCACACUUUCACCUCCAUAGCAGUCUUCUCCGCCAUCUUUGGCAUCUUCGGGACGUCACAGCUGUCGUUGAUGCCUGUUGUGAUGGUGGACCUGCUGGGUGUGCCCAACAUGAGCAAGACGCUCGGGUACAGUCUGCUCUCAUCCCUGGGUCUGUGCUGUCGGGAGCCAUCUUCUUUGUAGGUUACCUGCGGGACGUCACCGGAAGCUAUGAUGCAUCCUUCUUGUUCAUGGCCUCCUGCAGCCUGGCAGGCAGCCUCUUCAUGGUCGCCACUCCUCUUGUAGAGAGACUGGAGGCGCACGUGAGUGCAAGGCAAGCGACGUCA